GUUCUGUGAUGCAGACCUGGGCCUGCUCCCUUCUGCCAAGCGGAACUCCAAGGACUCAGUUGCCUGAGUGAUUCAGAGGAUGGAAAAUCAGAAAAGCAUUGGUGCAAUGUGGCAGAGCCUCAGCUGCACCUCCUGGGGAACAAACAUCAUCCUUGUCUUCCUGUGCGGCCUGGGCCUCUUCCUCCUGUCAUUCAUCCACAGCACUCCACCCUCACCACCUCCUAAGAGAAAGGGGACCAUCAGGAAGUGUCAAGGGCACACAAGGAGGAGAAUCAAGAGCAGGAAGAAGAGCAGAGCUCUGAAAGGUAAGGCCCUGACCGUCCACCUGAAGCCCCCACAGGGAGAUGAACACAAUCCAGCCCCUGCUGGGGGCCACCAGCAUCAUGGGGAGCCCAAGGAAGAUGCUUCUCCUGUCACCUCGUCCCCACUGCCUUCCCCGGCUCUGCUAACCCAGCACCCUCCUGCCCCGGCCUCCCGCCCGUCAGAAAGACCUCAACAAGUCCAGUCUGACAUGAAGAGCACCCCGGCAGGCCCUGCCCCAGACAGCGCCCCUCCAGGUAACUCCUGCUUGGCCUCUCUCGGCACGGCCACAAAGGGCUUGGACCGCGUAAGCGGCUCCAUUGCAUUCUUCUCCUGGUGGUGGCCGACCGCCAAGGCCUUGCUCCUGUUCACCUCACCACAUGGCAGAUGCCGGCAAGAGCCUCUUUCCCAGCACCCACCAGAGGCCUCGCCCUGGGGAGACGCCGCACGCGGGCAGGCAGAGGCUGGCGGCCCUCCUUUCAUCAACCCGGAUGUCCAGAGGCUGCUAGAAAUCCUCAUCUCCAGGAGAGCAGAGCUGAUGCUGAAAGCAGAAGAGAAGACAGGGUCCCUGCUGGGCCAGAUGCGCCCGGGCUCCCUCCUGAGUUCUCUGGGAGCUCUCUUCUGGAGACCAAGGCACAAAUGCACACAGCUGCAGGGGCCUCAGCGGCUCUCUGCCCCCCCGGUCUUUGGGGAUCACUUAGAGAAGAAAUGCAGCCAGCUCUUCUGGGGCCUCCCCUCUCUGCACAGCGAGUCACUAGUGGCUACGGCCUGGGUCUCUAAGGGGCCUUCCCUUUCAAGAGCUCCCACGGUUAGGUUCAAUGUCAACUCUCGUUCCUCUCCAGUUCAAACUCAGUCCUCAGAUCCUCCACUGCUUUCCCAAUCCCAACCCUUGCCUCCUAACCAUUUGAAUCAACCCCAACCUCUGACUGAAAAGUUGCCAAUACAUCUGCGUCAGGUGCCGACCCCAGUCCAGCUCCCUUGCUCUUUCCCAAGCCUACCAAGCCCCUCCCUACACAAGGGUAGGACAUGUAGAUCGUCCUGCCCUACCUCCCAGGAUAAGGCUCGCUCUAUCAUCCCAACUGACAAUCAAGAAAUGGAUUGGCCUUUGCAGAUGCCACUACAGCGGAAGUGGGCUGCUCACUCUUUUCUCCAAAACCCUCAAGAAGGUGCUGGCCAACCCACACCCAGCCUCCCCCAGGGCAGCUGGGCCUCCCAAACCAGGAAGUCCACCUCUGCCUUUCCUGGGGAAACUAUCAGCCCUGAGCUCCACAGGCAGUCUGAACAACAAAGUCAAGCAAGGCUUCUCAAAGAUAAACCCCAGGAUGGCUUCCUUUACAGAAUCCAACCACAUCAGAAACUGUUGCACCCUCGGGGCAAAUUCUCAAGGACCUGCCCAUUCCAGGGAAUGGAAAAACAAGGCUGCUCACAGCCGUCCCUGCCCUCUGCAGGUAAAAGCAUCAAGGAUGUGAAGACAGUGGAGCCCAUGCAAUGCAGAAGACUCCACAGAAAGGAUGCAGUAGGGCUCAAACUAGACAAACAAAGCGAGGCUCUAGGGCAAGAUGAAGAUGACAAAAAAGACCUAUCCUGGAUUCCAGAGAGCACCUCAGUGAAGGUUCUGGAAGAUGACAAGGAGGAAGCAGAACGUAACUUUUUCAAGCCCAGGAAGCAUGAGGAUAGGAGCUAUAAACCCAGGGUCCCAGAAAAGGAAGAUCUCAAAAAAGACCUGAAAGUCCAUUUGGAAAAGAAGUUGGGGCAGAUCAAGAAGGGUCAAAUCCCUGUGAGGGUGCAUCGAUCCUGGCUUACUGCUAACUUUGCAUUUCCCAAUUACAACACCCACAUGAAACCCAGAAAUCCAGCAGACCUGAAAGGUCACAACUCCUCGGUGAACACCUCCCAGAAGACCUACUUUGUCAAUCCUUUCACUCGAAACUUGCUAGAAACACACAUUGGAAGGUUUCCAGUGAGGCGAGGGUGGAAUCUAUACUACCAGACCCUCAAGCACACAAAUCUCAACUCAGGUGCAGUUCAAGUUUCACAGCACCCGCAGCCCAAAUUUCCCUCUUCAGCUUCCCGGGAGUCAGGGGCCAACGUGAAAGUCAAGGCUGCCAAUGCCCUAGGAGACCCUCACAAAGGUCUAGGAGAGAAGAUGAUGGCAAAAAAGUCAGUUCCACCCCCAGAGAGACCUGUCAUCGCCCCCUCCUCUGUGUAUAAGGAAGCCAAGAAGACCCUGACAGUGACCCCAUCCGGUGGCACCCGUAGGCUCUCGGAGGCCCCUGGAACCAGACAAGAGGCCAAACUUCCUAGUGAGUCUCUCAAGGAUAGCCUUCUGGACAGAUUCCAGCAGAGCAAGACUGCUCAGGGAGCUAGGAGAGGCAGCCUAGCAUGGAGGAAAAGUACGACAACAGCCAAGAAUGAACCUCAAGAGAUUGGGCACCUGGCCCCCCCAGACCAUUACAAACCCGAAACGCAGAUCAGUAGAGUAUCCCAGGCUACAGGGGCAAAAGAAAUCAGGGGUGCAUUGGAGGCUGAGGAGAAGCCCCUCACGUGGGAAGCCACCAGGGAAGCCAACAUGAUGAUCUCCCAAACCAUCAACGUGAAUCUGAGUUUAGAACCUUUGGGGGACGGUCAAUGCCCCCAAACCUCACGAAUGCCUAUUGGCUACCGCACAGGACAGCCAGGCCUGGAAAGAGAGGUUGUCAAUGAAGUGGAAGUCCAAGUGGAGGUGGAGUCAGAGAAUCAGCCUCAAGGCCAGGACACUGAUAUCGUCUAUCAAGACUACACUGUUGAGGUGCACCCCGUCACAGACAUCUUGGCUUCUCAGGCCUCUUCAGACACUCCAAAGAGCAUGUCCAGUAGCAACAUAUCAGCUUCCCAGGGGCUUCACGACCACCUACUGAAGGCAGGGUGGAGCCAGAGGCAGCAGGAGCCCAGGAGCCCAAAAGUGAGAUCCCCAUGGAAGAGUGAGAACAACAUGUUCAGUCCUUCUGACAAGAGGGAGGACUGCAGGAGACUCAGACCAGGAGAUCAUGAAGAAAGAGCUGCAGGACAAAGGGCCACGCAUGCCUGUGGGAUGAGCCACCCUGCCUGGAACAGGGAAACAGGAGACACCCUGGUUAAAAAGUCUUCACCAUUCCUGCCAAAGAGGAGACAAGAACCACUAGAAAGCCACAACAAAAAAAUAAUAAGGCCCUUUAUGCAGCAUUCUACCCCUACCCAAAGAGGCUCACGGUGGGAAGAUACCCUGCCCAGAGACAGGCCUGUAUCAGCAACUGCUGGGGGCCAAGGAUCACACUUAGGCAGGUUGUUCACAGAAAAGAGAGAGGCUCAGGCACAGGCCCUCACCACAGUUGUGGGAAAGAUUGUGGUGGACCAACUGGGGCUUCCAUAUGCACAUGUUCCCUCAGAGUUCAAUUGGUACACAGAGGAAACCCAGGUCCCACUGGAGAACUCCAGAGACAUCUCCUCAGAGGACCCCCCCCCCACCGAGUCAUCUACAGAGACCACCCCAGGACCUGUGCCAGAGAUCCCCACAGAGCCAGGGGAUUCACUCAGCAAUCCCUGUCCGCUCCAGUUAAGCCUGCGGUUUUCAGAGUGA
Lepus europaeus (European hare) is the source of this 3895-nucleotide messenger RNA. Its product is annotated as spermatogenesis-associated protein 31E1-like. The record is from RefSeq and is a predicted model, not a curated record. The transcript is spliced from 4 exons. The coding region runs from base 80 to 3895 and encodes 1271 amino acids. Lineage: Eukaryota; Metazoa; Chordata; Mammalia; Lagomorpha; Leporidae.